AUGAGGAGCAAAGAUUGGUUUGGUUUGGUUUGGUUUUUUCUUGGGGCAGGAGCAAAGGUGUCACUUGGAUACCAGGAGGCUUUUGAAGUUUUUAAGCGGGACCACGCUGACAAGAUAACCAUUGAGGACAACAAACAGCUUCUGAAACAGAGGUUUCUAGAAGCAAAAUGCCUUGGAGAAAAAUUGAAUGGAGUGAGAAACAAAAUAAACCAUCUGAAAGGAGAGAUAACUCAGAGGCGCAUUCAGAGGGCAGCUCUAGGUAAGACUGUUUCCAGUCCUUCUGUAGAGCUAAAUACAUUUGAUCCAGUAGAAGAGAAACUUCGAAUGCAAAUUGAAGAAGAAAAAAGAAGCUAUAAAACAAUGUUCAAUCGUUUGAAAGUGCUGAAGGUAGAGAUUGAGCACCUGCAGCUUCUUAUGGUAAAAGUCAAGAUGAAGAUGCAAAAAGACUUUGAAGUCUGGUGGUCUGAAGAGGAAAUAAAUCUACAGCAGGAAAAGCCAGAGAUGGUUAACUCACCAAAUACCAUGACUGUUUAUCCUCAGUUUAUCAAAUACUCACGUCUAUCAGCUAACAGGAAAGACACUGAGUUUCUGGAGCGUGUCCAAAGAAGGGCAAUGAAGUUGGCAAAGGAUCUAGAGGACAGGUCUUAUGAGGAGUGGCUGAAGGAUCUGGCUUUGUUUAGCCUGGAGAAAAGGAGGCUGAGUUCUUCAGAGACCACAAGAUGCAGCCCUAACGAAGAUCCAUCUGGGGAAAACAAUUCAAUUACUUCUAGUAACCCUACUUUAAACACAAGGACCUCACCGAUUUCAAGUACACCUAUUCCUCUGACUGGAGAUAGCCACGCUGAUGCUGACAUCCUAGCUUUCUUUAAAGCAAGACAGAACAUCCUGCAAAAGAAAGGCUUGGGGAACAAAUGA
Messenger RNA from Merops nubicus (carmine bee-eater), 915 nucleotides. RefSeq names its product kinesin-like protein KIF6. The record is from RefSeq and is a predicted model, not a curated record. Bases 1 to 915 code for a protein of 304 amino acids. The transcript has 11 exons. Lineage: Eukaryota; Metazoa; Chordata; Aves; Coraciiformes; Meropidae.